Molecule: messenger RNA, 14369 nt
Organism: Mirounga angustirostris (Northern elephant seal)
Lineage: Eukaryota; Metazoa; Chordata; Mammalia; Carnivora; Phocidae
Gene: RNF169
Product: ring finger protein 169
Exons: 6
Coding region: 58-2184 (708 amino acids)
Biological process (GO): double-strand break repair
Cellular component (GO): site of double-strand break; nucleus
Molecular function (GO): nucleosome binding; ubiquitin-protein transferase activity
Source: RefSeq, a predicted model, not a curated record
GCCCCGCCCUCUACUCUUCUCCCUCGCAACGGACUCUCCCUUCAAACGGGAAACAAGAUGGCGGCGGCAGGUCCGAGUACUCGGGCCUCUUCCGCGGCGGCAGCGGCAGCUCUCAGUCGGCGGGGCCGACGGGGCCGCUGUGACGAGAUGGCGGCAGCCAAGACUGGGGCCCCGGGCGCAGCCUCUGGCCCCGCGCUGCUGGUGUUGCCGCCACCGCUGCUGCAGCCGCCGCCACCGCCGCGGCCGGAGGAGUCGGGCUGCGCCGGGUGCUUGGAGACCCCGGGGGAAGCGGCGGCCCUGCCGUGCGGCCACUCGCUGUGCCGAGGCUGCGCCCAGCGCGCCGCCGACGCAGCGGGCCCGGGUUGCCCGCGCUGCCGAGCCCGCGGCCCCGGCUGGGCCCGCCGUCGGGCCCGCGACGACGGCCAGGCCGACGCGGAGGUGCAGGGCGAGCGCGCCCGCCGCGGCCAGCCCGAGCGCUGCCGCCCGCGCCGGGACGGGGGCGCGGCCGCCGCGGGGCCCAGGCCGGAGCAGGAGCCGCGCGCCGCGGCCGCGGAGCCAGAGUUUAUAUUCAGAGCACCAAUCAAAUUAAGCAAGCCUGGAGAACUUCGUGAGGAAUAUGAAAGCCUGAGAAAGCUGAGAGAGGAAAAGUUACAAGAGGAGAAAACCUCUGAAGAUCAAAUCCACAAGCUGUUAUCGGAGGAUACGGAAACAGGGAAAAGGAAAAUGGACGACCAGAAAAAGAGAGAUGAGCCAUUGGUACUGAAGACAGAUCUGGAACAUUGUCCUGCGCGCCUCUCAGAUUCAGAGAAUGAAGAACCUUCCCGAGGCAAGAUGACACAGACCCAUCGCUCGGCAUUUGUUUCUAAGAACAACUCCUACUCCUUAGCUUUCCUGGCAGGGAACCUGAAUUCCAAGGUGGAAAGGAGUCAGAGCUGCAGUGACACUGCUCAAGACAGAGUGAAGAGCAGACUCAGAGCAGCCCCGACCAGCAAAACCAAGGUUACGGCUAUGGCCCCAGCCUCCAACCCCAUCAUCGGCGUCCUCCUGUCCACCCAGAACAACCGUUGCCUCUCAGCCCCUGACUUAACGGUCGAAAAACGUCUCCCCUUCAGCUCCCUCUCAUCCUUGGCUUCCCUGCAUAAGCCAGAACGCUCCAUCAGUCCGGAGAGCAAUGAUAGCAUCUCCGAGGAACUAAACCAUUUCAAGCCCAUUGUCUGCUCACCGUGUACUCCUCCCAAGAGACUCCCCGAUGGCCGAGUGCUCAGUCCCCUCAUCAUCAAAUCAACACCCCGCAACCUCAACAGAAGCCUGCAGAAGCAGACUUCUUACGAGGCUAGUCCCAGGAUCCUCAAAAAGUGGGAACAGAUCUUUCAGGAGCGGCAGAUCAAAAAGACCCUUUCGAAAGCCACCCUCACCUCCCUGGCUCCAGAAACAGGGGAAGACUUAGUAGUGUCCGAGGUGACCCAUCCUAGCAAGGAAAAGCCGCUGCUGGCUUUACAGACAAGACUGGCGGGGGGUCAGGCCCUCUCUGCGUGCGCCGGACCCACCCCCACCGACCUCGAUUAUGUCCCCUCCAUUAGCCAAACUAAAGGCGAGCAGGGCAGCGCGAGUAAAAGGAGCCCUGAGAUCCCAUCGGAAACGUGCUGCUCUUCAGAACCCCGAGGGGGAGCCAGUGGGACUUCCUCGGAGAAGGAGCAGGAGGAAGGGCCGGGGCGCACCCCUGAGGCCAAGUUAGACAAAACCUGUACGAGCACAACCGUGAACAUCCCAGUGGCCAAUUCAGUGCUGCCCAAAAACAGUGUUCUGGGCGGGGUCCUCAAAGCGAAGAAGCAGCUGAAGACGGCGAAUCCUUUUGAUCUGCCCAACGGUGUGCUGGCGGACAGCCUAGGUGAGGAGCCCCUUCCUUCCUUGCGCCGGGGCCGGAAAAGGCACUGUAAGACCAAGCACUUGGAACAAAACGGCUCCCUUAAGAAGCUGCGGCAGAGCGGUGGGGAGGCGGGCCCGGCCGCCCGGGCCCCGGGCCUGCGGGAGAUGGAGCAGAAGCUGCAGCAGGAGGAGGAGGACCGGCGCCUGGCCCUGCAGCUGCAGCGCAUGUUCGACAACGAGAGGCGGACCGGGAGUCGGCGGAAAGGGAGCGUGGAUCAGUAUCGCCUACGGUCCAGCAACGUGGCCGGGGCCAAGUAGCGCCCCAGGAACAUGUGGCCUGUUUUUAAGAGGUCUGUGGGCCUGAUCAUUUAUCCUGAAGAGCUGAGUGUUCUCACUUUGGGUUUCUUUUCAUGGCAAAACACUGUCUGCUAUGGUUCUGAGAGGUUCCAGGGCCUUUGUGGUCUCUGUCCAAGGGCCCUAUGUCUCUGCCUCCCGGUGACCACGGCCAGAAGCACUCCUCACCCCUAAGUGACCCACCCCUGAGGGCUUCUGGGCCAAAUCUGGCAACACCCACUUGGAACGAGAUUCAGGAGCACAGGGGCCAGAGUUAGAGAUGGUAGAGGAGACAGGGGAUACCUUCUGAAACUGACAGACCUCCUGACUUCUUUCAACAGGGUCUUAUUUUAAAUCAGCCUUGCAGAUAAAAGGGAGUUCCCGCUUUCUCAGAGAAGUGGGUCAGUGUCGCUCUUUGGCAGAUCCAAGAUCAUGUUCCCCCUUCUCCUUCCCUGUGCCACAAGUAAAUAUACCUAAUGAAAUCAGUUGAGUUUACCAUCCUACAAAAGUUAAUUUACCUUCCCUGUGUAAAAAGUAACAUCGGAUUAAUGCGCUGUCUAGUCGACAGACCAACUUCACCGUCAGUGUUCAGUUUGGUCUUCCCAGGAGCGCUAACACGUAAGUGGUUAUCAGCGCCGUUUUCGAUGAUGAUGGAACUGCAGGGCGGACGUUCAGGUCCUGUCAUUCACUAAGUGGCGUAGCCCAGACUGACUGUCGGGGCUCCUGACAACAGAUCCCAGAGAUUUUCCACACUAACAGGUUGAACAGGUUGCCGUAAUGGACAGCAGCCCAAGGGCAUGCCACGCACGGGAGCCCAGGGAAAGCUGGCUGAGCAUUUGAAUACUGAUUGUGUAAAAUCCAUAGGCAGAUAAUUGAGAUCGAUGGGAACUAUAUAAAUAAAUACUAUGCAGUUAUCCACCCUGCUCCCCGCCCCCACCACAGUUUACAGCCUUCUGUUUUCUGGGGGGUGGAGGGGGCUUCCGCCCUGUGAGACAAAUUACAGCUGAACUUCGUUAUUACUCUCCACAUGUCCAAGGGUUAUCUGCAACGUUGAUCUAAAAUCCCAAAAAUUUGCCCAGAAGUCAGGCAAGAGCAAUGCUGAAACUCCAUACUAUGGAAACAAGGUAUCUAGCUGGAUGCAGCUGGUAAAUUCAGUCCCAUGGACCUUUGGGGUUUAUUUUCCUUAGGAGCUGACACCAUGUGUCUUUUGCAUCCCUGGUGGUGCUUGGUGCUUCUGCCCGUCUGGGCUCAUUGGGAAUAGGGAUUAAGAGAUGAUUUUAGGGAAUCUCAGAUGGGCUGGCAUUCCCUGUGCAUGUACGAGCUGUUACUAUAAAGUCAUGUGACUGGCAUUUCAACAAAGGUUUUAGAGCUUAUGUAUCCCAGUGUACGUUGUCCCCCUUGAGUGACUCCAGCAGGAUACUGCAUAGAUUUUCCAAUGAUGGUGCCAUUGGCAAAAACAUUUCUGGAACUGUCCUCAACGUCUAGAAACAUCUAGAAAUAUAAACUCCUAAAAUGUUAGAAUUGGAAGGGACCUUAAUGGUCAUCUUUUCCAACCUCCUCCUCUUACUAAGGCAGAAACUAAGAUCCAGAAUGGUGACUCACCUGAUCACUAGGGAUUUACCAGAUCACCUUUUGAUUCCUCUCAGGAGAAUUUUGCCCCCUCUUCUCGGGGCAGAUCUUUACUCUUUUGUGGUUACAGGAGGGAGAAUUUUAAGUCUGAAACUAGUCAGAAGCUGUUUGAAGCCUCUAGAAGAGAAGGCCGGGCCAGAGGGCUUCAGAGUUACAAACGAGUUGUAGCUGUCAAGCAGUCGGAGUCAUUUCCUCGUGCUGCUCAGGAACAGCUCCCGGGGAGAAGUUCCAGAGAUGUCGUAAGCAUUUUGGUCCUCACUGAGAUGUGUGGAACCUCCUCGGUGACUGCUUUGGUGGGAGGGUCCCUCACUUGAAUGUAUGUGUUCUGUGUUCUGUGGGUCUGUGUGCGUGCACACAUGCAGAUGUGUGUUUAAAACACAUGCAUCCGUCCCAUUCCUCUGUAUUCACACCACUUCGGUUCCAGGCCCUGCCAGCCACACAGGCCUCCACAGGCUGCUGGACGGUCGGUCCCCAGGAUAGCAGAGCUGGUGCUGGUCUGCGGAGGAAGGGGAGGGUGACUCACUGAAGGCCCUUAGAGAAAGCCUCAGUUCCUGCCAUUUCCUAGAGCUGCUCGUUGGUCUGAGCGAACAUCCCUGGGAGGCUCGUCCGCUCGGUGGUAGCAAAGAAGCUUCUUUUCUCCACUUGCCGCCUUUUGUCUAGGUCUCCAGUCAUUUGAAAAACACGUUUCAGUUGGAACUGGUUUUUGGUUUUGGAGAAAAGAUAAAUAUUUUUAAUAGAAAAAGAUAUAUAUUUUAAAUAUUUCCCCGAAGUCAUACUUUUGUUUUAAGGAGUUGCAUAGCAGUAGCAAGGAAUUUUAGGUUCAGGUGCAGAGUGCAAAGCUCCCUCCUGUGAAGUGAGUAUUGCAAACGCCAGAUCCAGCUUGCUGACUUUCCCCCUUGCACCUCCUGUUGUGUCUAGAGGGGCCCUGACAGUUGUUCUGCAGACUUCCGGCCGAGCAGUAGUCCUUGCUGUGGAGGCAAAGCAGUUUAGGUUAAGGAGCGACAGGGCUUACCCUCUCAUCUGCUUGGCUUUGGAGGAGGAAAAAACCACUAAGGUAUUAUCUGUAUUUUAAAAUGCUUCCCGUACUUAACUAACACCUGAACACUUUCUCCUUCUGAAAACCGUCUGUGUCCUGUUGCUUGCUUCCUUGUGAAGUUUAUCACAAAUGGUGUUGUUGACAUGAAUUAUUUGGAGAAAGAGAAAGACAGGAAGGGAAAACAGAGUGAUGGGGAGGGUUGGUGAGGGAGAACGAGAGAGCCGCUAUUUCACAAAACAGACAUUUCUCACGAAUCACUGGAAUCUGAUUCACCAUACAAAUUUCCCAUGUCCUACGAGCUCUGCUCCUUGUGUAUAUGCAUUCUGUGUGUGUGGUUUUUGUUUUUGUUUUUGUUUUUAUUAAAGGGGAAGUUAGGAGAGGUUGGAGGAUGAAGGUCAUUCUGUGGUGCCCUGAGAAGAGGGCUCUCAGCCCUUUUCCAUAGAGUGGGGAAGACCUUUGGCAACAUAUUCGUGACCUAUUGAUUGUAUCUGCUGGAAGGAGUCAUCAGGGCCUGUUGGGUCAGUGUCAAAUCAGGGGAUUAAGCACCCAGCCCUUGGACCCUUUCAUAUAAUUGCCUCUUUUUAAAAGGUUAAUUCAUCAUGGCUGCAACUUCCCAGGAAAACCUUUUGUAAGUGGCUUCAUUUCUUACUUUUUUAAGUUUUAGAUUUUUGUCUGGAGGAAGAACUGGUGAUGAAUGCCUUCUGGUUUUCUUGGUUUUGGGUGUUUUUUUUUGUUUUUGUUUUUGCUCAUUUCCCCUAAAAGAAAAAUGCCCUUAAGAGAUUAAAGCUGCUUAAUUAAUUGCUGUCUGAUUACAAAGUGACAGACUAAGAUGGGAAGCUGCCACUGUGCUUGACUGGUGAAGCUGAUGACCGAAGGCUGUGCUGUUCACCCUUUCUGUUCCAUUUAACAGACAUUCCUGAGCUUCGAACUUGUGCCAACCUUGUACUGGGUCAUGGAGAUACAGGAUGGAAAGGACAGUCCCCGCUCUUGAGGAGCUCAGUCUCUAAUGGAAUGUAUUUGAAUGUCUGUGUGGCUGGAGUUCUGCUUCUUCAUAGUGACCAUCUUGGAUGGCCCCAUUUAAGAUACUGUCCAGCAUCUGGCAGGCUGCCUUGAACAUCUUAGACCCCUCCCAUCAGUAUUUCUGAAUUUGAUUGCAACAUUGCUUUCCAUUUCCUAAGUAAUUUUACCAGAGGAGAAUGAAUUUUCUCCUCCAGUGACACAGGACAAUAAUCUCUUCAGGAGAGCUUUUACAUCAGUGCCAGGAAGUGAGGCAGGGUGUGGAUCAUUGACAUGGGCAGAGGAGGCCCACAUCCCAACUCCCUGACCUCCUCACCUCCUUCCCAACCAGACCUCUCAUCACAGCUGGUAGCAACUUUUGGAUUCCUUUGUCUUUUUUCUGCCUGGCUUUUCACUGAGAUGGAAAACCAGCAGGAGAGGAAAGAAAGAAAAAUUGAAGGCUGGAUUAUAAUCAUAAAAUGCUAUAGCUCGAAAGGGCAUGGAAAUCAUUCAGGUCAAAUUUUUCCCACUUGCUGCCCGUUUUUUUCUAAGAAAUAAGGAACGUGAGGUCCAGUGUCCUAUGCCCUAUUUUAUACUGUAGUUUCCUAGGAUCUAAAUGGUCCGUUUAAAUUACACACACACACACACACACACACAAUUUACUAAUGAGGACACCCACAUGAUACAGGAGGCUUUUUGUUUUAAUAUUAGCUUUCUCUUUCAAAUUUUUUGUUAGAAUUAAUACCUAUAUCCCCUGAACACACACCCAGAUAGGGAAAACCCCACAAUGUGACUAAUGUGAAUAUGGAGUCUUGGGAAGUGAUAUAUUUUUUGAUUGGAAUAGUCAUCAUUUUAACCACCAAGGGUUAAAACCCAGCCAGCCCUUCAUUUUUCUUUGAAAAAUCAAGAACUCCUUAGGGACUUAAAUCUUUCUCAGCCAGCCUUUUCCCCAUCAACCUAUAGAGUGGUCUUUUGGCCUGGUUUUUAGAAGUAAGCAUAGUUGCUUAUAAAUUCUUGUGAAUCAGUGACAAAGCAGGUAUUUUUUUCGGGGGGGGGGGAUGUCGAGGAGAUUCUAGGGAAAGCUGCUGCUGAAUAGCUUUUCCUCCAAAGAUGAUACAGAAAAUGCAUCUUUCACAUGCUUGUUAUCCACUGUAACUUUCUGAAAAAGAUUGUUCUACAGAGAAAAGAGACAUAAGCAGAGGUCACGACCAGCUUAGAGAUUGGUUAAAUUGAAGAAAAAGUGCCAAGACUGAAUGUGCACAUUGUUCUAUGUAUGAUCAGUAUUUUUAUUCUUCCUAAGAAAAAUAUUUACACACUUUGCUUUGUGAGUAAAUGCUUCCUUACUGUCUUGUUAAUAAGGGUGGCAGGCUCCCUCUGCCUUUUCUGGGGUCUUUUAUCAACUAGUUGGACAAAGCCGAGCUAAGGCCAGGCUUACUCGUCUUCUUCCCUCUCACUUAAUUGGUAAAAACAGGCAAUGCACUCCUCAAAGAUCAAGCUGUUAGAGCUCAAGAGUAGCUGUUUGGGCCCUGGGUCUGGAGGGCAGUGGCCAGAGUCUCCCUGGGUGGCCCUGUGCACCCUCCAACUAUGCCACCAAUGGGAGCAGGGCCCCUUCCUCCGUCGGUGGGUCCAGCCCUUUGCCUGCAGCAGAACACUUAAACUCCUAAGGAGAGAAUGGAGAACUACUCGAGGGAAAAAAUUAUCUUAAAUGCCACCUAAUGGUUUUGUUUUUGUUGUUUCUCCUGAUGUGCUGUUUACUCUCAAUUUGUACACACACAGUUGUCCUUAGGGCCUUUCCUCUUCUCACCUAGAAACAGAAAAUGGGAUGUAUAUUGGUUUCCAACCUGCUGUCUACAUUAGAAUUGGAGACGGGGCCUGGAUCCUUGUGGACUGAGCUUCCUCUCCAACUCAUCACCAACAGCAUCUUGACAAAGAAAGACCCAGAACAGGGCAGGCCCUGUCAGGGAUACUUCUGCCAACAAAGAAACGGCACAGAAUCAAACGGGACGAUGUGCUGUUUGUUUAAACAGUACCAAAGUGCAUUCUUCAGUGUAUGUUUGCCUGCUUGAGGAGAGGCCCAAGUUGAGCACAUAGUAAAGCAAACUCAUGAAAGUGAAUAUUCUGUUUCUAGUCAAAGUCUUAACCUCUAGAGCACAAUCGCAGGCAAAUCUGGGCUGAGACUAGGUGUGUUUGAUUUUUGGAGCUAUCUUUGCUCUGAGAGAUGCCCCACUUUGGAAUGUCUUGUUUUGGCAUUCAGAAUGGUGGGAGAAAUUAGGAGGCGAGAUGGGGUUUCCCUGGUGUGCUGUGUCUGAGGUCUAAGUUAAGAAUGGUCUGUUCAACCAUUCUGACUCCUAAUGAAGGCACAAGAGUCUGAGAAAAGAACGGAUGUACAGGAUGAGACUAUCCUUGCAUAUUGGGGCUAUACUCAAAACAUCUGAUUUUUAAAAUACCGGCUUUGGAAGCACUGCUCAAGAAUUCAUCAAAAUCCCCUUGGUGUCCAUUUCUCAUCAAACACAGAACAAAUGUAUCGCUGUCCCAUCUAAAUGUGUAAAACCAAUUUGAAGGACUGAUGCAAGACAUGCCGUACGUGGUAAACCAGCACUUAAGGGAUCUUUGAAAUCUGGCCCAAGACUCUUCCAAAAGACUGUCUUUAAAAUGAUUUGCAAGAAACAAGGCAGCUGCAUGGAAGUAUACAAACAGUAUGAUUGUUCUUUGGCCUCUGAGGGAACAGAAAAUGUCCUACAUAUUGCACUCAUGGAUUCCGAUAGCCUGGUGUGGUGAAGGGGGUGCCCUCAUUUACAGAUGGGAAACUCUGGCCCUAACAUAGCCUGGAAGUUGGGUCCUCUGACUGCAAAGCCACUGAUUGCUUUUCCUGUUGCCCUAGCUCAGUCAGCUCACUGCGCUGCCAUCCCCCCGCUCUGGUCUUGGCUAACUCUAAGGUUCCAGUUGCUUUCUGGGUUGGAUCUUCUGGACUGGGCCUGCCAGGGAUAGAGAGACCAGAAUCUUCCCUCUGCACCCACCAUAGGGGUGGGAGGUAUCCUGCAGCAGCAAGCACUGUGAGACACAGUCUGCAUCUGAAUCAGUUCUCAGUUCCCUCCCCUGCGGCCAUAUCCAGCUCCCAGGGAGUUACUGGCAUCUUGGAUAAGUGGCUAGGAGGACAGGAUGGCCCUACCUAGUUUUGGAGAAUUAGUGGUGGGAGAAAUUAUUUCUUCUGGUUUGCUCACUAGGAGGUUGGAGAAGGCGAAGAGUGUGGCAGCCAGCUUCCCAUCUGCUUAUGAAGAAGGGAGGGCGGUGCUGGGUGAAAGCAGCCCACGGGGUCGAAGCCUCUAGUGGCAGAUGUGCUGGGGAGAGUGAGUGUGCCGGCAGCAGGGAGGGCGGAUGCCGCCCAAAAGGCUUUCCUGAUUAGUUGUGAAUUCAUGUUCGUUUGACAAUUCUAGUCAGAGGCUUUACUCAUUGAGAUGAGGACUAGUUCGUGUCUCUGCAAAAAAGGACAAAACUCAGGAAACCAAGCAACUGAAACCUGCUCACACAAGAGCCCUCAGAGUGUGUUUUUAACACCAGAAGGACCCACAGAGAUUGCAAACCCCAUUGUCACUGUGGGUAAGGCUAAAUGACCUGCCCUUUAUCAUAUAGCAAAUAAGAGGGUUAAAAAUCGAACCCUGGUAAUGUAUUAAGUCCAGAUCACUCUGGAGACAGAAAAGAAUGGACACAUUUGGAAAGUGCUUGUAUGGCUUCCAGAGAUGCAGCAAUUCGCCUGCGCGGGAGGGCGGGUGGGUAGACGUUGUGAGACCCUGCCUCUCAUACUUCAAACAGGCACUAGGGGAGGAACUGAUUUAUUCAGAUGCCAUCUUAGGUGGAGUAACUGAGAACGUUAAAGAGCGUUCGGCCCGGAUAGGUGUCGCCUCUCCGGGAUGUUCUCACGUUGGUGGAGGGCUCUGGCCUGGCCUGGCGGAGGGAGCCGAUACACUCCUGAGCAAACAGCAGCGCUGGGCGUACCGAGGGACUUAGGCAGACAGCUCAGCCCAGUGGCUAGAACUGCCUGGUAGCUUUACCAACAAAGCAAGGGACAGCCUUUGGAGGGAGGGAGUUCCCCGUCCGCAGGGGUGCAAGCAGGAGCUGAACGAUCGGUUAGGGGGACCGCAAGAGGCUUCCGGUCUCGAGGCUGGGAUAGGCUGUUCCCAGGAGCCUUUCAGGCCAGAGAGCCUAUGGCUGGUAAGUGUUGCCGGCUGCAAAGUGCAAUCCCGUUCUCUAGGCCUGGAGCCCAGCAUGGCUUACAGGGUCACCGUGGGGGCGGAUUCUCCUCCUCACGUUAGGGGAAGGGUGGUUUGGGGCCCCAGGAGAUCCAAGUGGUGAGUCAGCAACACACCCUGCCUGCGAGUGUCACUGUCAGGGAAGCCCGUACCACGUGUACCCGUCCGGGUGCCUGUGUCGCUGUGAUGUAACUGACGCUGUAACUACAUGUGCGGCCGCGUGGCUGUGUGUGUGACUUGUGGGAAUGCAGAUGUGUGCGUCUGCUGUGACCACAGCUGGCUGUAGAGCGGACGCUGGCCACGCGUGGGAGACUGUGUGGCCAAGUAGGAGCGUUAGCAGGCGUUUCUGUGCCCUAACAGCCUCACAGUCGCGAUGAGCAGACACGCCACCAGGCUUCUGUCAGACCCACGGCUGCAAGGCAAGAUUCUAGCUCAAAGAUCACCUUAAUGGCAACUGAAGUUGGAGGGGUCUGUGCCUUGCUGAGGGUCCUUAAUCCUUGUGCCACUCAUUCCUGGGCCCUGGGAACUGCAUGCCUGCCCCCGGGUCUGAAUGCUACAACCCCCAGGAGAGUAGCCUUAGGCGCCAAGGGAGACCAUUCCCAAAUGCGCAUCUCUGGAAUUCAGUCCCAGUGGCCUCCUCUAGAUCCAGCUCUGUAGCAGGUGCUGAUUCUUGGACAGUCACAAAAUGGGGCAACCCGACAGGCUGCCUUGGCCAGAACUGGAGCCCAGGCUGACCUUGUACAGCCCCAGGAUCCGUUCCUGAGCCACAGUGUUUGCAUAUGGGACCUCAGCUGGUAUCCCGGAUUAGAGGACCUUGGGACACCACAACUGUCACAACUUUGUGGCCAUCGCCAUCUGAUAAGGGAAUUCCCGAUCCUCUCUUCUUCCUCCUCUCCAUUUGCCCUCAUCAUGGGAAAAGCUGCCCAACAAAAUAAGGCCCCUUUUCUGGGGCCUGGAGGGCUCAGUUUUGCCCCCUACCCCAGCAACAUGCACACUUUGUAGGCUGUGGAUGGGUUGGUUCAAUUCUCUGAGCUUUAGAGUCUGUGCUGCUUUUCUGUUCCAUCAACCCCCUUGUUUUCUGUCCCAGUGCUCAUCACAGCUCUGUUGGACAGGUGCGACUCAGGCAGGUUUCCCAAAGGAUGUGUGCAUCAGCUGGGAUCCUUGUCUAGCCUGGGAGGCGGGCCCGAUCUACAAGAAAACAUGCGGGCUACCUUGCUCUAUGCACCUACUCUUUAUUGCUGCUGGGCCAGGUGCUGGGUCCUGCCCAGCCUGGGGAGGGGAGAUCCUGACCAGUUCCCCACUCUCUGUGGCCAGCAGGCAAGGCCAAGCCAAGGUCUGAGGCCUGCACCUGGCCCACCUGGCCCCAAGGCGCGGUCCAGGGCACGGAGCCCUGGGAGGGCGUUGGGCACAGGCGGGGCAGUGCGCAUGGCCCUGUGCACAGCCCUUAGCUUUUCGAGUCGCUGGCCAUGGGCCCCUGGCAGAACUCAUCCAUGAACUCGAGGAAGCAGCCAAACCUAGGCUGGCCCUCGCUCAGCGCUGGGCGGCCCGGGGGCGGCGCUGUGGCCCUGAACACCGUCCGCAGCGAGCAGCGCACCAGCUGCCGGUAGCGGGCCUGGAACUCCUUCAGCAGCCGCUUGGCCUCCAAGUAUUGCUUCUGGUUCACCAGCCGCCGCUCAGUCCGCUGGUGCAGGACAGCUCCUGCAGGGAGAGAAGGCCGAGGGGCACCAAACUCGCUCUGGGGCCCCCUAGCCCAAAGCAGUAGGGACUGUGUCCAGAGCGCCCCCACCCCCAAAAAGUGGGAUGGAGUGAAAGGAGGAUGCUACGGGGACUGAGAAUGGCCUCCCCAGCUCCGGGCAGUAAGAAGCCAGCUGAUUCUACCUCAAGCAUUAGUUCUGGUCUGUAACAUGCUGUGUGACUCUAGGCAACUCCCUGCCUCGCUCCAGGCAGGCCUCAGCUUCUCCAUCCGCAGAGGGGGCAGGGCGGGGGCAGACGCCAAGGGCCCUCAGCCUCCUCCCGGCAGAUGAGCGAACUUCUCUCUGUCUCGGGUUCUGGCCGCUGAAGACGGGGACAGGGAUGGGGAUGGGGGCGGGCAGAGCUGUACCUAGUGGAGCCUCUGUAAUGUUCUGGGGAUCCCGCAUGCGAACGAGGAGGUCAUCCAGCAGCUGGGCUCUAGUCUUCCGUGGCGGUGGAACAGGGAUCCUCUGGGCCUGACGCAAGGUAAGAGGAGCCUGUCACCCCAGUCCGGUGCUCAGCCUCUCCGGGCCAUACCUCAUACAGACGCAGCAACACGCAGGAGAGCACUUGGGGGCACUGGGAAAGCACAGCCCUCAGAAGGCCGUGAGGUGACAGCCACGGCUCUACUUGGGGGAUCCCAAGGAGCCAGUCGCACACGCAACGAGGUGGGGUUGACCCGCAUACCCGUUUCUCCUUGGGGACGUAGUGUUUCUGAAGCGCGUCCAGCCUGGGCUUGGAAGAGCGGCCCCGCAGGGGGCACUUCAGCAUGCGCUGCAGGGCCUGCGCGUUCUUCUGGAUUCCUAAGGCAAAAAGGCAAGGGUUGGGGCAAGGUACUCUUCCUCCAUCUGCUGGAUGCCUCCCCAGUUUUCUCAUUCCCCAGCAGCCCUGGGUGAAAGGAUUUGAGAGGCCCCAAGAGGAACACACUGCCCCCAUCUCUCCCUGAUCUGCUGCAGUGCCAGAACCUCCAUCAUUCAUUCAGUGAAUACUCGUCCCCUGGGUGCACGGAUCCUAAUGGAAAAAUAGCACUAGAAUGGGGAAAGGGACUGGCCGCAAUGUAACCCCAUUAAACACAGUGGGUUACACUGCAGGGACUGACCUCCAAGAGAGCACAGCUGAGUGCCAGUUCCUUUGAAAGCACAAGUAUUGUUAACACAUCAGUCUGAAAUCAGGGGCUCAGAGGGAGCACUGCCUCCCUUGCCUCAAACCAGAGAGAGAGGAUUGGGGAUGUUCAAUCUGGGGCUCAGCUGGGCUGGGAAGGAGCUCAGGAAUCUGGCCAGUCUGGGUAGCUGUUCAUCAAGCCCUUCCUGGAGACGCUUCUCCAGCCAGAGCAGCUAGGCCUAGACUGGCUGGAAUCUCGGAACAGCUGUGGCGCCUCAAAAUCCACUGAAGGCCCGGGCCAGGGGUCCUGAUAUGGGAGGCUCCGAACCAGGACACCUUCAGGAGCCCUUUGACAAAGGACAGCAUCCUGGUCUGGAAGUGAGGCAUGCCACCAGCCUUAGCUUUGCCCUGACUUGCUCUGGGCCGUGGAGAGGGCCCCCGUCUUGGAGCCAUUCUCCUCACAUACCCUUUGGCUCAAUAAAGGCUGGAUCAGGCUUGGCUGUCAGCAGCUCCUCAUAGCCAUGGUACUUGCUGGGGAGGGAGGCAGUCGGGAGCUUCCUCCAAGCCCUCUUUACCUCUCUGGGAGCUGUGUGGGGUGGUCUUUGCUCUUCCUCCCUCAUGGAUGAAUCAUCCCUCUGGAGGAUGGAGGAAGGCAGCUCACCCACCUGUGCCCAAAAGAAAACCAGCUUCCAUUAACAUGUCUAAGCAUCAGCUCUGUGCGGGUCCCCACCCUGGGCCCGUAAGGGCAAGAACCAAGACCAGGGUGAGAGGAGGCAGCCGUGAAAGCAGACCGUGAUUGUGCACCUUGGUAAGCGCCAGAGGAGAAGGGAGCACAAAGGUUCUGGGUGAGCCCAGGAAGCCCUCACCCCGCCUGCCUGUGGGGCUCGGAAGCUUCCUGGAGGAAGUGAGGCCUUAACCUGCACCAAGUCUUGAAGAAGCAGGGUGGCCCCAUUCAAAGGCAGGGAUGGGGAGAGGGGUGGGCUAUAAGUGCUGGGGAGAGAGGCCUGCUGCGGGCCAGGAAGAGCAGGGGCCGAGCCACCCGUGUAAGACCCGGCAAGGUGGCUCUGGGGGUACUCUAAGUUGGUAUCUUUGGGGUGUACUGUGAAGAGAUGGGUGACUGGAGCAGUAAGCAGGCCUCAGAUCAGUAAGGACUUUUAAAAGCCAACCUGAGGGUGUUUCUUUUGUUUUUUUUUUUUGAAUUUUCUUUAUCCUCACGGCGAUGGCAAAGCCACAGAGGAGUUUUAAGGAGGUGAGUGACCACUGUCUGAACUCACAUUUUUAGCCUACCCUAAGGGCUUUAUAAGAAACAUAUUUAUGAGACCUGUAUUUCAUGUAGGGAUGUUAUUUAUACACUUCAUGAAAGCUUGUGGCUAAGAAGAAACAGAAAAUCUGAACAGAUCUGUAACAAGUAGAAAUCUCAACAAUUCUCA